Danio rerio (zebrafish) is the source of this 3804-nucleotide messenger RNA. The record is from RefSeq and is a predicted model, not a curated record. Lineage: Eukaryota; Metazoa; Chordata; Actinopteri; Cypriniformes; Danionidae.
UUCAUGCGCGCUGCCCGAGGGAAAGGUGUUCCGGUCGGGGAAAAAAGCCACAGAGGAAGAAGAAAGGGGGAGGAAGGGAAAAAAUUGGAAAGAAAGAAACUGUACGUUGAACAUUUUAGCGCAGUUUUCCGGCGUAGAGUGCGCAGUGCGUGUUUAUCCACGCGAAUAUGUGUGGCUGAGCGAAACGCGAACUUCCUCCCUUCGACUCGCUGCAGCUUCUGCUUUAUUGUUACGCGCUUUUGAGGACUUCCACUUUUGGGGAAUAAUGGUCAUUUUCUUCUGAACUGCACCGGGCAAAGUGGAGAUCCUGUGGAACAACGGGAGGCUUUGAUCUACCGUGUAACUUUUUGCUGGGGAAUAAUCGCUGGUGAGCUCGCGGACACUGGCGACUCGUUUAUCCGCGAUAAAUGAGAAACGUUUUCAACUUGGCUUUUUGAAAGCCGCUAGUUGGACAGGAAGGGGCCGUGGAGGAUCCCAUAACCUGUGUGUUUAACUCCAGCCCAAUCAAAGGAAGACGUGCUGGAGUUUAUUCAGUAUUUAAACCCUGCUCCCUUUUAAUCAACCCACAGCGCAUUUUAGGUAACUCUACAGAGAAAACGAACCAAGCGGUAAUUAUAAAACUUGCCAGUGUUUCCGACAACAGAGGCAGUGGAUCAGUGCUGGGGAUGAGACGGGGGGACUCGUCGUUUGAAUGGAGCAGCUCUGCGCGAGUCUGGGACGAGUGUUAAGGACUCUUUGAAGCCCUACAGUAGUUUCCACACAUUGGUUUGCUCACUGCUGAAGACAAGGCCACAAGUAGCUGCAAACAAAUGGAUGAACAUGCUCCCGUUCACUCUCCUGUCCAGCAAGUUCACCACAAGCAAACAGCUUGGAGUCAAUCCUCUUGUUUUCAAGUCUAACUAGCGCGACAUGUAGCCUGCAGAAAAUGCCAUAGUGUUUUUAUUUAUCUUCAAAGUUACAUAUUUAUUUUUGUAGAUCUUCAGAAAGUAUUAGUUUUUAACAGUUAGUGUUUUUGUAUGUGUUUGUGCGGAUUUGUAUUCUUUGUUUUUGGUUGUCACACAUCGUUUGGUCUGUUAUUUCACCUGCUGUUGAAACACUUGAAUGAGGUUUGUGUCCACACUGUAUUUCACCGUAUUUAUGUCGUACACUAUUUAAACUGUAGUCAUUUUCAGGUGGCAUCUAUAAGAAAUUCAAUUGGUACUUUAUAUUUUAUAUAUAUCGUAGUUGAGCUUAUAUUAUUAAAAGCAAACAAUGGAUCGACUUGGCAUCAAACUCAAGCAAAAGCUCAAACUGAGUGACUCUGGCAGUGUCAAAUUCAGUAAAAAGAAAAAUGACUUGGUCAACACGAAUAACAACAGCAACACCAAUAAUGCCAAUAAUGGGAUUGUGCCACAGAUCAACGCUCCCGCGAACACUUCUCAGUUCCCCCUCUCCACUUCUGUUGAGGCCUGUGGACAGUCAGCUGGAAGACCUGGGAAGGUGGGCUCUUCUCAGAGAAUCGCACCUCCCAAUAACACAGCAGUCCCUGUAGCUGAGGAUUGUGGGCCGGGGAUUGAGCAUCAUCCAUCGACUCUUGCCCCUCUGCGGCGCCGGUCGCCCCAGCAGCGAGCAUCAUGCUACCUACCUGAUACGUUGGAGGGCCGUGGUACCUGUGACCAGAUGAGACGAGGAGGUGAAGGUGACCCACAGGGGGCGUACAGCCCGAAUUCCCGUGCAGCCCUAAAGCAGCGUCGUUAUUCGCUGGAGCUCCAGCAGCUUGUUCGGCGGCAGCAGCUUCUCGCCCAACCUCCUCCUCUGUCGUCCGUACCCCCUCCAUACCCGACGCACAGCUCGGCAGCCCGCUUGUCUGCGGUGGAGCCCAGCUUCCUCCAUGAGAUGGAGCGGCACAAACGCUUGUCCCUGCAGGAAGCUCUCUUCUACAAGCGUCUGAGCUCAGGUGGUGAACCCUGGGAUAGUGGACGCCCUGCUUCCCUGUCCCAUCCACCACAGAGGACCCACGAUAGUAGCGUAGGGGGGUUCUUCUUCCCAUCUGCACCAGCUCUGAGCCCCUGCUCUUCGUUCAGCUUACAGGAGUCUGUGCUGGCGAGCCCUCGCUCCAGCUUUGCCAGCAGCACAGCUAGCGGAGGAGGUGGCGGUGGUGGGAGCCCUAUGGGAAGUCGGUGCAGCAGUAAUCGGACAAGUGGCAUCAGUUUGGGCUACGACAACCGGCAUACACCUGGGCCCGCUCAACAGCUUCAACUUUCGUCGACCCAACUCAGUGGCACAACUUUGGGUCAAGCACACCCUGCACCAGGGAAAACAGGAGCGCCACCUAUUGAGGUUUGGAGGGACUGUCUUGAGGGUGUGUCUGGCGACAGCCGUCACUCAUAUCCUCCUGCGCUGAGCACACAUACUGUAACCUUCCACCGUGCAGAACCAGACUGGGGUCCUAUUGACCAGCGGGGGUCAAGAGGUGAUGGUGUGGGCGAAAGGGCACGACACUCUGACUUACUAGGAACCCGCUACCAGCAGGAGCUCACCCGCCUGCUAUUGAGGGAUGCUGCCCUGGAAGGAGAGGCAUUACUUGGGGGUUUGACUUUAAAAGAACAGCCUGUGUCUGCCACCAUCCUACCCAGCUCCACAUCAACUCCAGCCCCCACCGCAGCUCCAGGCAAACCCCCGGAGGAACCAGCGGCUGGAGUGGACAGACAGGAGUACUUCGGUACAUGUGUGAAGUGCGGUAAAGGCGUGUAUGGAGCAGAUAAUGCUUGCCAGGCUCUGGACAGUCUGUAUCACACCCGCUGCUUCACAUGCGUGUCCUGUGGGCGAACGCUCCGGAACAAGGACUUUUACAAUGUCAAUGGCUCCGUUUACUGUAAGGAGGAUUACAUGUUCUCAGGCUUCCAGGAGGCAGCAGAGAAGUGCAGUGUUUGUGGGCACCUCAUCCUGGAGCAGAUUUUGCAGGCUUUGGGGAACUCUUAUCACCCCGGAUGUUUCCGUUGUACAGUCUGCUCGAAGGCUUUAGAUGGUGUGCCCUUCACAGUGGACUACCUCAACAACGUCUACUGCGUCUCUGACUACAACAGGACAUUUGCUCCCAAAUGCGCUGCCUGUUUACAACCCAUAUUACCUGCUGAGGGCAGUGAGGAGAUCCUCAGGGUGGUGUCGAUGAACAAAGACUAUCACUUUGAGUGUUAUCAUUGUGAGGAGUGUGGAAAGCAGCUCUCGGAUGAGCCUGGAUCUCAGUGUUUCCCUCUGGAUGCUCAUCUGCUCUGUCACUCGUGCCACAUGAGCCGGGUCUGCGUCACACACAACCUUCCUCCUCACAACACACACUGAACUGACCAACAUCACCUACUUCAUAUUCUCAUAUGCACACUGUAAAUGAUCGUCUUUAUGUAAAGCUAGAGGGGGGUAAUGCCUUUCUGAGACUUGAGGUCAAAGUACAUUUCAAAUGCAAAUCCCAGACCCGCUAUUGACUAUAUCGCCCUCUAGUGGCUGGGAAAUGCAGCAACUGAAUCCUGCUGAACAAAAAAAGAUUCUCUUGAGGUUAAGAUUAUUGUCGCCUGCUUGUUUCGUUUAGAGGGAGUCGAAAUAUCACAGAACACUGUUUUACUCCUGUAUCUACUGUUUGCUGUAGGGAAAAAAAACAAGGGAUUAUUAUUAUUUUUUUGCUUAACGUUUUUCUAUAUUUAAUUUCACUAGCUAAGAUUUUGCACUUAAACAUGUUUACCUAUUAAGAGAUUUUUUUUAAAUAAAGUGAUUGCAAAAGAUUAAAAACAUUCCUGUAUCUGUUUGAAUUAAUAAAUCUCUUUCUGUGUAUAA